AUGCUGGGCCAUGAUGACGACGACGACAGUGAUGAGCCGACGCACAAGGAGCCCAAGUUGGAACCAGACUCCCCUGACAGGCCUAACCCUAACCCCAUCAACCCCGACCGGCCCACCCUGUCCAAGGCAGCCGCCGAGCUCGCUAAAGUAACCCAGGAGCAGACCGUAACCACUCUGAAGAGGCUUCGGGAUUGGUACAAGGACAAGUCUGGCGCAGGCUACGUCGUGGCCAUCACCAACGAAGCCGGCGGCGUGCUCGUCCAGAAGGUGGCGAAUCGCAAGGUGCGCCAGACGUUGUCCUCGCGCAUAGCGGAGUAG
This is a messenger RNA of Scedosporium apiospermum, 318 nucleotides long. RefSeq lists its product as uncharacterized. The coding region runs from base 1 to 318 and encodes 105 amino acids. The record is from RefSeq and is a predicted model, not a curated record. The transcript has 2 exons. Lineage: Eukaryota; Fungi; Ascomycota; Sordariomycetes; Microascales; Microascaceae.